AUGCCACGGAUUCGGUGGUUCAAACUCGAACUUGUUCCCGAUCUUGAUCUUGGGGAAGGAGCAAGACCGCCUUCGAUACACAGUGAUUGCCGCCGAAUGUCUAUUUCCUGUUUUUCAUCACCCGAGAAGGUCGUUACCGACUACCUUCGUUCCCUACUGGACAGCGCGAACCUCGAAUUUGUUAUCACAGUCCCAGCAAUGUGGCCAGAUAAAGCGAAAAUGUCAACACUCUCGUGCGCAGAAAAAGCGGGCUUUGGAGACAUGUCUACGAUACACAUUAUAUCUGAGCCUGAAGCUGCUGCCAUACAUUCGCUACGUGCUCCUGGGCACCCUUUGGCGGAUAUUGGAGAUACGUUUAUCUUAUUGUUCAUGAUCACUGGGCUUGAACCCUAUGUGCGUCUAAGAGAAGAAGCACCGGGUACUGGAUCAAUGUGUGACAGCACUUUCCUUAACAAGAGCUUCGAAAAGUUGCUGGACGAACGCCUCUCCCAUCUCCCGGGAUGGGACAGAGACACGCUAGACGAGGCAAUGCAGCGUUAUGAAAGUGUCGUGAAAAGGGUAUACGAGGGAAGCACUGAUCACGACUUUAUGUUUCCUGUGCCAGAGAUGCGGAAGCUAUUUCUACCUACUAUACGAGAUAUUGAGAAACUUGUCCGUGAGCAACUCCAGACUUCUCGUGCAGAGGUGAAAGCAGUUUUGUUGGUUGGGGGGUUUGGACAAAGUCCAUACCUUCGCAAACAUCUUCGUGACUGCUUCUCUCCGGGCGUGCAAGUGAUAGCACCAGUCGACGGCUGGACUGCUGUCGUCAGGGGCGCGUUGGCAAAGACUCUUGGGGAUAUUUCCGACACAACGGCGAAGGCUUUCAUAGAAUCGCGCAAGGCCAGGGCAAAUUAUGAGACAAUAUACUGGACUUACUUUUAUGGUGAGUAUUGUAUUGAUGUUAUGAGAUGGUUUGUUCGCAAGGGGGAUGACAUGGAAGAAGCGAAGGCCAUCAAAACAAAAUGGACUAAACGUAGACGGAUCAAGGAUGGACCUUUCAGCUCAAUUAGUGUCAGCCUAUACAAAGUGGAUACUGCUCUAGGUGAAAAGCCACCUUUGUAUUUCAAUCGCCGCGUGAACCAACAUGCCACAUUGAACCCAAGUCUCGGUGUCAUUGAAAAGGAACGCAUCCCAAUUGAACGCGGUGCAGACAAUAAGCUGUACUACGUCGUCCAAUACGAAAUCCACGCGGUGUACUAUUCCGCUCACUAUGUAUACACCCUCUGGUAUGAAGGUCGCAACUAUGGGAGCGUCAAAGCCGACUACAUCUGA
Aspergillus piperis CBS 112811 is the source of this 1311-nucleotide messenger RNA. RefSeq names its product Hsp70 family protein. Bases 1 to 1311 code for a protein of 436 amino acids. The transcript is spliced from 7 exons. The record is from RefSeq and is a predicted model, not a curated record. NCBI's taxonomy places the organism in Eukaryota, Fungi, Ascomycota, Eurotiomycetes, Eurotiales, Aspergillaceae.